ACUUUCUUUCAGUAGGUUGUUUCACUUCCUGCGCGCGUAAUUUUACUCUCUUGCUAUCUAGUCGAUGCUUGGUGCAUUUAUGCCCAGUAAACAGAACUUCUAUAAAUUUUAUUUGCUAGUUUUUAAACUGAAUCGUAGUUGUGGUAGUAGUUGAUGUUGUUGCUGUUGUAUUUAUGUAAUAGCCAACCAAGAAAGAAAGUUUCUACUUCUCAAAGGUUUGCGGCAGUUUUUAAGAUGGAGAACGCCGACGACUCGCCCGACGAAUCUCUGGAUCCUACAUCUGAAUUAUUCGACCCCCUUAAAGCUUUGUACUCGGACAAAACCAAAGUACCUGUAAAAAAUGCUCCUAUUUUUGAUAAUAUUACUAAAUUUGAAUCUGUUUUGAAGGGUAUUGCUCCGACUUGGAUAGGCCAGGGUAGGAAAAAAGGAAACAGAGCUUCAACUGCGGGAAAAAAAGUGAAAGAGAAGAAAGAAGAAAAGGAAUACGAUGCUUUCAAGAGUGGCAGAAACGUUUUAUCACGUAUGGCAAAUACGAUUGGGCCUCUACAACUUAUUUACACGUGUAUGGAGACAAAGUCACGAGUAAAGAUCUACACAAGGAGCGCGAGGGGUAUCAGAGGAUUCAUCGAAGCUUAUGUCGCGGCUUUUGAUAAACAUUGGAACUUAGCUCUCGAAGAUUGUUACGAAACCUGGACACGUAAGGUCAAAAGAAAAGCACCAAUUUUAGGUAUCCCGUCAGUAAAAUCGGAAGAAGUUAACGAGAACGUGCCAAAGAUGAUAGUGAAGACGUCUAACGGAAAGAUAGAGACCUUGGAGAGACACGUGCCACAGAUGAUGCUACGGGGAGAGCAAGUUGUCAUGAUCGUAAAAAUUAAUUGACCCACAUAAUUAUUUUGUUAUUACCCAAUUAAUCUACACUGCACACUGUGUUUGUUUUGUUUAUAUAUUUAUAUAUUUUUUAAACUUUUCAUUAUUUAAAUAAUAUUAAGUUUUAUAAGGACAAAUUGGCAGAUCGAAUUACUCAUUGCGUCAUUUCU
This is a messenger RNA of Cotesia glomerata, 1037 nucleotides long. It is a transcript of the gene Lsm11, whose product is annotated as U7 snRNA-associated Sm-like protein LSm11. Gene Ontology annotation, cellular component: U7 snRNP. The record is from RefSeq and is a predicted model, not a curated record. NCBI's taxonomy places the organism in Eukaryota, Metazoa, Arthropoda, Insecta, Hymenoptera, Braconidae. The coding region runs from base 154 to 879 and encodes 241 amino acids. The transcript has 6 exons. Gene Ontology annotation, molecular function: U7 snRNA binding. Gene Ontology annotation, biological process: mRNA 3'-end processing by stem-loop binding and cleavage.